CACUCCCAUCACUCCACCCACCACCUCCAGCCAUAUCUGCACCCGCCCUCCCACUGCGCCCUCCCGCCCCAUACCAUCCUCUACAUACUCUCCGUCAACACACCCUCUCCGUCCCACGCCUCCCGCUCCGUCUCCCCCGUCAGUGUCUCGUGUGAUCGCAUGGCAAAUGCACGCGACCGCACCAUCACCUGCCAAUCUCUAGCUCCCGCCCGGUAA
Bipolaris zeicola 26-R-13 is the source of this 216-nucleotide messenger RNA. RefSeq lists its product as uncharacterized. The annotation marks the transcript as partial. NCBI's taxonomy places the organism in Eukaryota, Fungi, Ascomycota, Dothideomycetes, Pleosporales, Pleosporaceae. The record is from RefSeq and is a predicted model, not a curated record. The transcript has a single exon.